AAUAUUGACCAUCCCUAUCAGGCAUCAAAACACGUCUUUCGUCCACUGCACUGGGCUUCUUGUAGUACUCAUGAUUGAGUCUUUUCGAAAACGAGUAAAUGGUGUGGCCACGCUGCUAGAUGUGCACAACGCGCAAAUGCUAGGAGGAAUCUACAGUGCUUAGAUUAGUCCUGUGCGGGAAGAGGGGCUUAGAUCGAUGGCUGAUCCGGUGGCCGGCGUGGAGAAGAUCGUCAAGAUCGGGCUCAAGAUCAAGGAGGCCGUGGACACGGUUCGCCACAACGAGGAGGAGUGCCGCGAGAUCAGGAAGCGGGUGCUCAGAUUCAGCGCCAUCCUGUCGCAGCUGCAGCAAACAGGUUUGAUGAACGAUAGCCCGGCGCUGAGCGGCGCGCUGGAGGAUCUGGAGGAGAGCCUCCAGCACGCCCUCGAGCUCGUCACUGCCUGCCAGGAGAGGAGCACCAUCCGCCGCCUCAUCAAAGCAGGGGACCUGUCCAAGCAGCUGCACCGGGUAAAGGAUGACAUCUUGAACAAGGUGAUGCUGGCGUCCUUCGCCGUCAACACCCAGGCCACCAUCGUGUUGCUUACUAUUCAAGCUGCUGGUGGUCAUCCUCCACCCAGGCAGCCAGAGGAUGCAGGAGUGGUCGAUUCAACUGAUGAUGCUAGAACUGAAUUGAAUGAUGUGGAAAACAGCGUAAUAGCUGGAAGUGAGGUGCCAUUGGCUCCCUUAUCAGUUGCCAUAAGGGAGUUCAGGUGGUCUGAGUUGAUGGCUGCUACAAAUAGCUUUUCAUAUGGGAACACCAUUGCCCGAGGUGGCUCUUUCGUUAUCUAUAAGGGUGUACUAAAAGGUGGAAACAUUGUCGCCAUAAAGAGAUGUCAUAAAACAAUAGACGAUUAUAACGUGUGGUUACAAGACGAAUAUUAUGAUCUACUUCCUGUUGUUUCAAAGCUUCAGCAUGAAAAUAUAGUGAAAUUUGUUGGAUAUUGCGAGGUGUUGGAACAACCUAUAGAAACGGAAUUCCUAUGGGUGGAAGAAUAUGUGGCGAAUGGAAGCUUACAGGAUAUCAUACAUGAUUCCCGAAUUCAUUGGUCUUCCCUCUUCCAGAUAAUUCAAGGAAUAGCCCAGGGUCUGCAUUACCUGCAUGAGCAGCGUGUUGUCCAUAUGGAUGUGAAGCCACUCAACAUCCUCCUGGAUUCUGAUAUGAAUCCUAAGAUUACUGACUUUGAAUUAUGUAUAGUUCUGCCUGAUAAUGAGAUCAUCAUUCAUGAUUCCAUAAAGGGAACAAUGGGAUAUGCAGCUCCGGAAUAUAUCGAAGCUGGUAUUUUAUCUACAAAGAAUGAUGUUUAUGCUUUUGGCAUCACCCUUCUUGAGACUGUUAGCAGUAUGUGCAGAUCUAAACCACCGCAAGGCCUACAUCGACGGGAUAGGGAGGCUUGGAAAGCUGAACUAAUGAAGGAGGAGUUUGAUCCGGCACUGUUUGAAGCGUCGGAUCUGGAGCAGAUACGAAGGUGCAUCCAGAUAGGACUUGUGUGCGCUCAGCUUGAUAGGGCACGCCGCCCCAACAUGGACCAAGUUCUUGAGAUGCUAAAUGGCAACAAAAAAUUGCCGAACACAAAAUGGCGCCUGCUGGCGUGGUUUUAACAUUUGACACCUAUAUGUCUUCCCUAGCUUGUAUGGCACUGUAUGACACUGGGCUCUGGGCAGCAGUAUCAUGUAUUCAUGCAUGUAUCUCUGCGUGACUGUGUGUUUGAUGGAUAUAAAAGGACUACAUGGAUCAAACACUAGACUGUAGUCUGUACUUUAGAGUGCAGACGUUUAGCAUUUAAUCAUCAGCUUGAUGUGACAUACGAUUCAGUUCUCAAAUGUGUAAGCAAUGAUUCUGACUGCAGUCUACAGCUCUGGAAAGGAAUUGCAGAGAUUUAGAAUUAAAGAGGAACUGUACGGAUUUGAUGAAUUUGAUAUUCAAGUGCUACAUCUGUGGGUAUUCCCAAUAGCAGGGCAAAAAAGACAUGAACACUUGUCUGACA
Messenger RNA from Setaria italica (foxtail millet), 2022 nucleotides. RefSeq names its product cysteine-rich receptor-like protein kinase 45. The record is from RefSeq and is a predicted model, not a curated record. The transcript has 9 exons. Lineage: Eukaryota; Viridiplantae; Streptophyta; Magnoliopsida; Poales; Poaceae. Gene Ontology annotation, molecular function: ATP binding; protein kinase activity. Bases 197 to 1636 code for a protein of 479 amino acids. Gene Ontology annotation, biological process: cell surface receptor signaling pathway; protein phosphorylation.